This is a messenger RNA of Papilio xuthus (Asian swallowtail), 1453 nucleotides long. Its product is annotated as beta-1,3-galactosyltransferase 1. Gene Ontology annotation, cellular component: Golgi membrane. Bases 149 to 1231 code for a protein of 360 amino acids. The record is from RefSeq and is a predicted model, not a curated record. The transcript is spliced from 6 exons. Gene Ontology annotation, molecular function: hexosyltransferase activity. Gene Ontology annotation, biological process: protein O-linked glycosylation. Lineage: Eukaryota; Metazoa; Arthropoda; Insecta; Lepidoptera; Papilionidae.
UUUAUAUUAUUUUUGAAAUGUUUUUGUAUUAUAGUUUAUUUUACUUAGUUAUUAUACAAUUAUUAAUGAUUUAAAAUCCGGAAGUGCACAAAUAAACAGUGAAAGAGGUGGUAUUAAUAGUGACGUGAACAAAAUAAUAUUUAUCAAUAUGUGGAUGUUAACCAAUCACACGGCGUUAUGUUGGGCGCCAAAAAUACUAGUAUUAAAAAUGGUACGUCGUAAAGGCUUGGUGCUGGGAAUGCUGUUGCUGACAUCGAUGUUAGCAGCGUUGCCGGCGGGCUGGUGGCUGGCGCGCACUGUCAGCCGGGGCCUGAUGCUGCCCGCCCCGCCGCCGCGCGACCUCACGCAUUACAUGCGUACUAAAAGUCUACGUGACUACUUGUUAGAUAUUGAUAUUCUGGUCGAGCCAGCGAGGACCUCGUGCGACACGCUGUCUAAUAUCCCGGUGCUGGUGAUGGUGACCAGCGCGCCGAUGCAUUUCGACUACCGCAACGUGAUCCGAAAGACCUGGGCAAAGUACCAGCCCACACUCUUCAUCAUGGGCCUGCAUAGGACUCAUAGCGAGAGCAUACUAGGUGGUAACUACUUGGAGUCGAAGCAAUUCAAUGACAUUUUGGUGUUUGACUUCUACGAUCAGUACCAAAAUUUGACUUUAAAAACUGCUCUGAUGCUGAAAUGGGCGUCGGAGAAAUGCCCGCAGGCGAAGUUCCUCUUUAAAACGGAUGACGACGUCCUGGUCAAUCCCUGGAUGUUACAGAGGGUUAUAAAAGAUCACCCACGAGCACAACUCCUCGGUUACAGUAUAAACAAAACAAAGCUACAUAGGGAUGAAUACAAUAAAUAUUACGUACCUCGGUGGCUGGCCAGAGAUGAUUUCAUACCACAAUAUCUCUCCGGAACUGGAUAUCUUAUUAACGGAGCUUAUAUCAAAAAGAUCUUACAGACAGCAUACUUAGUCCCCAUGGUGAAUGUGGAAGAUGUCUAUAUCACAUACCUGGUGGCAAAGAAGACGCUCAACUUGACCCUCACUCAUGACAGGAGGGUCAGCCCCAUGAGGCCCUGGGUGACCUUCAGUUGUUUAUACUGGCAUUUAGCAGCUGCUCACAGUGUCAGACCUUCGGAGAUAUUAAAGAUAUGGCCCAGUUUGAAGAUAAUUGGAAAGGAAUAUAACAGAAAGAAAAAAGUUUGCUUUGGAUAUGAAUUUUUUAAUAAAGAUAUAUUUUUGUAUUGAAAAGUCCUGGGAAAAUAAUUUUUACACUUGAUAGAAAACGAAAUAACGCGCCGAAGUUGACAGUGUUGAGGGUCGAAGUCUUAAAAAAAUGUGGAUAACAAAGAGAACUAAGAUACCUAUUUACGUGUAUUGUUGUUGUUAUUGAAUGUGACGUUAAUGUUUGAAUGUAGCUAGAUUUUAUACGUUAUUUUUUAAUUUGUAUGUUUUAUUUAAUUUUUUAAU